Molecule: messenger RNA, 1716 nt
Organism: Fusarium redolens
Lineage: Eukaryota; Fungi; Ascomycota; Sordariomycetes; Hypocreales; Nectriaceae
Exons: 4
Coding region: 1-1701 (566 amino acids)
Biological process (GO): regulation of transcription by RNA polymerase II
Cellular component (GO): membrane
Molecular function (GO): DNA-binding transcription activator activity, RNA polymerase II-specific
Source: RefSeq, a predicted model, not a curated record
AUGGCAAACAACACCCAAACGCCCGAAGGCUACGCCCCUUUUGACUUGUAUCCUUACAACCCAUCUCAAGGUCCAGCAUAUGCCUUCUUGGGCCUAUUUGGUGCGGCGGGUAUUGCGCACUUCAUCAUGAUGUUCCCCUAUCGAUCAGCCUUUCCCAUCCCUAUGAUCAUCGGGUGCGGUAGUACGUGGCCUGCCUACUCACGCAGUGAAGACCUGGAAGAGGCAAAGCGAGGCCAGACUAUCAUCAUCGGCGGACUGGUUCUCCAGAUCCUUGCUUUUGCCAUGUUCAUAAUCUGCACUCUCACCCUGCAGCUCAGGCUCCGCUCAAACCCGCCGGUCCAGUGUGUUGCAGGUGUGGUGACGCACUAUCGUCGAUAUUUCAUCGCACUCUAUUGCACCAGCGGCUUGUUCUUGAUCCGCAAUUUGGUCAGGAUUAUCGAGUAUAAGCAAGGUGGUGAUGGCCCUCUGUUGUCGAAUGAAGCUUUCCUAUAUAUUUUCGAUUCUUUUCAAAAUAAUAGAAAAUUCUCAUAUUUAAAUUGCGACGAGGUGAAACCGCAGUGCGGAAAAUGCGUUCAGUUUGGUGUAUGGUGCGACUUCUCUCCUCAACCACCAAUUACCCAGGCUCCUCUCAAUCACCAACCCGAUUAUCAAUUACGGCGCCCAGGGCGCCCCAGGUCAGAUUGGACGUCAUGGGCUGAGCAGAUCCGAUCUCACGCGGCUGAGUCUGCUGCAGAAAGCUCCGGGAAUCUGAAUACUAAUACGAUGGAUCUUGAGCUCUUUCACAGCUACAUGACCAAAACUGCAAGCACUCUUGGCGGCGGUAGCGGUUCCCAGAACCUUCUUUGGUCUGAAGGCGCGCCUCGAGUAGGAUUUCAACACAACUGCAUACUCAAACUUAUACUCUCGUUGUCAUCAUAUCAUCUGGCCCGAAUCAAACCUCUUGAGAAGCAGCAAUAUUCGUUAAUUGCAGAAACGCAUUUGACGGCUGCGUUGCAUUCAGCAACGAUAUUGAUCAGUAAUCUUGGUGGAGAUAACAGCCCAGCUGCGUAUCUGACAUCCGUCUUGAUAUGCUUCGUUGCUCUUGCCAAAGGUCCGAGUCCCGGGAAUCUUCUUCUAACCAACAUCGAAGGGCAAGUUUCAUGGCUUCAUCUUCUUCGGGGUGUACGUUUAGUUGUUGAAUCCACAGGCUGGUCAUCAAUAUUCUCAGGUAUGCUGGCAGAGUAUGCUCCGAUACCUGGCGGCGAUACGUCAGAACACAGCUCAACGACCGAUCCAGCCUUGAUGGUUGACGGCAUCGAAGACUGGCGCUCUUCUUUGAACGGAAUCUCGCAUCUGAUUGCUGAAUUGGCAGAGGAGAAGCUUCACAACGCUUACGAUCGUGAGCUACAAGUGCUCACAGGCUGUUUCGAGAGGAUGUUUGGCAAGGGGCAAGACGCUGCUUUGGAUACAGUCGGUAAGCUUCAGGAUGUUAUAGGCUGGGUCUACCAACUUGGAGACGAUUACAUGGAAGGGUUGCGCCAAAGAGACCUGAUCUCAACAGUCAUCUUGGGACAUUUUUGCGUCCUACUUCGGACAGUUGAGGCCCAGUUUUGGUUCAUGCACGAAUGGGCGGCCCAUAUCAUAGAGGAGAUCCUCGUUAUUUCUCCCAACUCUCGUCAGUGGCUCUCAUGGCCAAUUGCAUACGUAAACCCAGAAGAAUAGUUCAAUGAUAUCCAG